AUGCAGAAAAUCCAAAUCAUUUUCUUGGUUUACUUUUUUGUUGCAGCAAUGACAGAUUCUGAACCACCAUCCACGGAAGCAAAAGUGUAUAUUGUUCAUACUGAAAAUCCUCAAGAUCAACAACCUGAGGAGUUUCAUAUCAAGACCUUAGCUUCUGUUCUUGGCAGUGAGGAUGCUGCAAAGGAGGCUUUGAUUUACAGUUACAAGCAUGCGGCUAGUGGAUUCGCUGCCAAGCUGACUCCUGAGCAGGUUUCUGAGCUUGCAAAAAAACCUGGGGUCUUGCAAAUUGUCCCAAGCAAAACCCUCCAUUUACAUGGACCGGAGCGUAUGUGA
Messenger RNA from Solanum verrucosum, 333 nucleotides. Its product is annotated as subtilisin-like protease SBT3.17. The transcript is spliced from 3 exons. The record is from RefSeq and is a predicted model, not a curated record. Lineage: Eukaryota; Viridiplantae; Streptophyta; Magnoliopsida; Solanales; Solanaceae. Bases 1 to 333 code for a protein of 110 amino acids.